GAAAUGUUUUUGUAUUUAACGUCGAACGGAUCAGAUAUUAUUCAUUAAACAAUAUAUAUUUUUAUUGUUAUUUUUAAUUGUGUAAUUUACCGACACUUUCCAAAGUGUUUUGCAAUAGAAACGUAGGAAAAGUAUAAAGAAAUGUAGGAUUUGCUACGGAUAUGUUAUUCUAGUUAUAUUUAUGCUGUUUUUUUUCUUGUGCUAAACAUCUAUCCGUGGACGUUUAUUGCGCUUUAUUCCAUCCUAAGUCAUGGUGGUGUGCUUUCUGAUCCACACCGUGUGUCCGGUGAGCGCGCUCCCUGCUGGUGAGAGCAGGGUACUGUACUCUCGCCUGUUCGGGCCGGAGGAACUCACACUGCUCCAUAGAACCGCCGAGCACCAGCGACUGGCUCAAAAAGAGACUGUAGGGCUCGUAGCCAGGCAGGUGCGCAGUGCUGUGUCUGCAAGCCGGGAGGCAUCAGGCAGAGUGUCUGUAGAGGCUGGGCUCGGUGAAGAGGCUACUGCUUUGAGUGAUGCUGAAUAUGGCGUUUUGUCUUUGGCUAACAAGGAGCCAUUUUCAGGGCGCUGUGUUGCUCUGUGGCUUGGGGUUCAGUCUUUGGCCUUCACUCUGGUGUGUCAGCCACAUGAGAACCUGUUUAUUGCUGAAGGAACUCUGCGGAACCUGACACGCCACUGCCUGGAGGAACUGCGCCUGCUUGGUCCUGGAAGUGAGGUGCUGUUAAAAAGUGACCGAGUGGAUGCAAUGCUCCAGAGGUUUCUUCCCCAUGGGCAGCUGCUCUUCCUUAACCAUCGCUUUGUACAUACCCUGGACAAAGAGCUAUCCAGCUACAUGGGCAAAUAAUCUGGAUAUGUGCUGUGCAAGCGUAGAGGGAAGCUCUUUAGUUCAGUUUAAUGACGGAUAGAAUUUGACUGAAUGUUGUACAUCUAAUGGAACGUUUUAUGCCUAACAGGUUGCAUCUAAGGAUUUUUCCUAAGUUCCAUAGGUUUAAGACAGAAAUAUCAACAGUAUCUAGGAGAGAGUGUUAAUGAAUUUGGCAAAUUCAUAUCUGAGUCACCUGGAAGUAAGUGUGUUUAAGUGCGUUUAAGUGUGUUUAAGUGUGUGUGUCUGUGUGUGUGUCUGUGUGUGUGAAAAUUGCAUGAUUGUUUUAGAAUGCAGUGGGAACUUAACUGGAAAAAAGCAGUGUUACAUGCUGGAACUGUUAUGAUCCUUUAUAUUCCAAUAAAACACACUUGUGGGGUAACACUUCAUACAUAAUAAGAACAUGUUCAAAAUAUAAUAAAUGUGAUAA
Molecule: messenger RNA, 1289 nt
Organism: Tachysurus vachellii
Lineage: Eukaryota; Metazoa; Chordata; Actinopteri; Siluriformes; Bagridae
Gene: ap5s1
Product: adaptor related protein complex 5 subunit sigma 1
Exons: 4
Coding region: 251-841 (196 amino acids)
Biological process (GO): endosomal transport; double-strand break repair via homologous recombination
Cellular component (GO): lysosome; cytosol; AP-type membrane coat adaptor complex
Source: RefSeq, a predicted model, not a curated record